CGGAAAAAAUGGCAGAGCAGAGGCAAAUCCGUUUCGGAAUACUGGGCUGCGCCACCGUAGCGCGCAACUUGGCCAGAGCAAUAUCGCUGGCUCCGAACGCGACCAUCUCCGCCGUGGGCGGCAGCACGGCGGAGAAGGCCACGGCGUUUGCCGCCGAGAACGAGUGCCCUGCCACCGCGAAAAUUUACGGCGGUUACGACGCCGUGCUGGAUGACCCGGACGUGGACGCCGUUUACAUCGCUCUCCCCACCAGCCUGCACGUGCGGUGGGCCGUCCUGGCGGCGCAGAAGAAGAAGCACGUGCUGGUGGAGAAGCCGGCGGCGCUGAACGUGGCGGAGCUGGAUCGGAUACUGGCGGCGUGUGAGGCCAGUGGGGUCCAGUACAUGGAUGCUACCCCGUGGAUGCAUCAUCCUCGAACUGCUAAGAUGAAAGAGUUCUUCUCUGAUCCUCUGCGCCUUGGCCAACUAAAAUCCGUGCACUGCAACGUUUCCUUUUCCCUUAACAUCCACCCAGGCGAAAAGCCAGAUGUGGAUGCGGUGGGGGCUCUGGGCGACGCCGGCUGGCACAGCAUCAGCGCAAUCCUAUUGACCACCGACUACGACCUCCCGGAAUCAGUGACGGCGUUCCCCGACCCGGAGGUGAACGAAGCCGGGGUCAUUCUCUCCUGCGGCGCAUCCCUAAAAUGGCAAGACGGCAGAGUCGCCACUUUCUACUGCUCCUCCGUGGCCGAUAUGGCCAUGGACAUCUUCGCUUACGGGAUCGCCGGAAAGCUGCGCGUCCACGACUUCGUCAUCCCUUUCGCGGAACAGUCUGCGCCGUUCUACACCUUGGAAAGCUAUCGGUUUAUUGAGCACGGCGUGAAAGCGGAUUUUCCUCAGGAUGUUCUGAUGGUGAUUGAAUUCUGUAAUCUCGCCGGGAGCGGAAGUGCGCCGGAGAAGAAGUGGGCGGUUAUCAGCCGGAAGACGCAACUGGUGGUGGAUGCGGUCAUGGCAUCCAUUCAGAAAGGGUUUGAGACUAUUAAGGUCGUGUACUAGUAUGUAGUACGUACACUACAAAAUUUAUAUAUAUAAUGCACUCAUAUAUACUAAAUAAAUUUAUUCCAAUAAAAUUGUUUCUAUUCUGUUCUUAUUAAACACUGCCUUGUGACAA
Molecule: messenger RNA, 1149 nt
Organism: Ipomoea triloba (trilobed morning glory)
Lineage: Eukaryota; Viridiplantae; Streptophyta; Magnoliopsida; Solanales; Convolvulaceae
Exons: 2
Coding region: 9-1034 (341 amino acids)
Molecular function (GO): nucleotide binding
Source: RefSeq, a predicted model, not a curated record